CUUGGUGAUCAAGAAGAUGAAGGAACUAUUUUUUCCCUCACCACCUUGAACGUGACUACCGAAGCUGAAGUGAGAUCGUAUGUUAGUAAUGUGUUUCCUGGGAUGUCUUCCUCCUUGUCGGAUCAGUUCUUGAAUAUGUUGUCGCCUCAGAAUAAGAGAGUUGUGUCUUUAUUUGGUGACGUGGUUUUCCAGGCUCCGAGAAGAUUUAUGUUAAACCACACACCGGAUGUUUCCAGAUACACGUUUCUCUCCCAGCAGUUAAAGGGUCUCCCUAUUGUCGGCACUUUCCACGCCAAUGACAUCACCUGGCAAUAUUUAGCCUCUGGUUCUGGGUCUUUGGUUUACCGUAAUGCGUUUAUUGCGUUUGGCAACAAUAUAAUGUAUAUUAAUGCCGUGGGCCUUUUCACCGGAAAGGAUAACUCCAGACUGGCGCAAAUGAGCUUCCUCAACAACAAUUACCAAGAUAUUUUUGUCUUAGUAUGA
Messenger RNA from Babjeviella inositovora NRRL Y-12698, 483 nucleotides. RefSeq lists its product as uncharacterized. NCBI's taxonomy places the organism in Eukaryota, Fungi, Ascomycota, Pichiomycetes, Serinales. The record is from RefSeq and is a predicted model, not a curated record. The annotation marks the transcript as partial. The transcript has a single exon.